This is a messenger RNA of Diospyros lotus (date-plum), 4369 nucleotides long. RefSeq names its product LRR receptor-like serine/threonine-protein kinase EFR. The record is from RefSeq and is a predicted model, not a curated record. Gene Ontology annotation, biological process: protein phosphorylation. Gene Ontology annotation, molecular function: protein kinase activity; receptor serine/threonine kinase binding; ATP binding. The transcript has 5 exons. The coding region runs from base 112 to 4200 and encodes 1362 amino acids. Lineage: Eukaryota; Viridiplantae; Streptophyta; Magnoliopsida; Ericales; Ebenaceae.
AGUUGUUGACUUUUUGGCUGCUAAGGGAAUUGGGUAUAUGAUUUAUAGACUUGCAGUCUCACCAAUUCCUCAUUCUUUCCCAUUCACGAGGUUGAGGUUUCUGUAGAAAUCAUGGAGAAAACUAGUUUCUGCAUUGCAGCUGUGGUGUUGGUGUUGGUGUUGGUGAAUCAUUCAACGUUUUGUUGCUUGGCUAUGACUAACUUAACCACAGAUCAGUCUGCUCUUCUUGCCUUCAAAACCCAAAUCAUCAGUUCAUAUCCCCACAAUCUUUUGGCAGAUAAUUGGACCAGUUCUAGCUCGGUUUGCGACUGGUUUGGAGUCUCUUGUGGGAUAGGCAUAGGCCAACAGAAGAGGGUCGCUGCCUUGAAUCUAUCGGAUAUGGGUCUCACAGGCACCCUCCCUCCACAACUGGGUAAUCUUUCAUUCCUUGCCUUGCUUGACAUUAGUUUCAACAGUUUUCAUGGACCUAUACCGGAGGAGUUGGGUCAUCUGCAUCGACUAAAAGAUAUUAAUUUCGGGUACAACAACUUUAGCGGUGGUUUACCAUCUUGGUUUAGUGCCUUACCACAACUACAGAACUUACUUCUCUACGAGAACAAUUUCACAGGAAACAUCCCAGCAUCACUGUGCAACAUUUCAAAGUUGGAGACAUUGAAUAUUGGGUACAAUCGUCUACAAGGAAAAAUUCCACAAGAGAUUGGUAAUCUUUCCUAUUUGAAAUCAAUGGAUUUGAAAUAUAAUGAGCUUACAGGUUUCAUACCCGCUGCCAUCUUCAGCAUGUCAUCUUUACAAGAGAUUGAUCUCACAUCUAACAGCUUGGAUGGUAGUCUACCAGUAAAUAUGUGUGAUCAUCUUCCUAGGCUCCGACGUCUUUAUCUUUCCUUGAAUCGCUUUGAUGGACAGAUUCCAUCCGUUUUAUAUCAAUGCAGGGAUCUUCGGUAUUUAUCUUUGUUAUCGAAUGAAUUCAAUGGCAGCAUACCUCGCGAAAUUGGCAACGUGACCAUGCUCAAGGUAUUGUACAUUGGAUAUAACAACUUAGAAGGUGAAAUUCCCUUGGAGAUGGGUCAGCUUGUCAAUUUGGAGGAACUGAGUGUAGCCAGUGGAUCUCUUACAGGGCAUAUACCAUCCGCUAUCUUCAACGUCUCUUCUUUGAGAAAAAUUAAUCUCUCAAAAAAUAGAUUGUCUGGAAAUCUGCCCCUAGGCAUUCAUUGUGAUCUCCCUUCUCUUGAAGAGCUAUAUCUUUCAUGGAAUCAGCUUUCUGGCCAAUUUCCGCCUGCCUUGUGGGAGUGCACACAACUUCGAAUGUUGUCCCUAUCAGUCAAUAAUUUCACAGGCAGCAUAUCUAAUAGAGUUGGGAACCUUACAUUACUAAAAGAUUUAUAUCUUGGAAAUAACAAGUUGACAGGUGAAAUUCCCUUGGAGAUGGGUCAGCUUGUCAAUUUGGAGGAACUGAGUGUAGCCAGUGGAUCUCUUACAGGGCAUAUACCAUCCGCUAUCUUCAACAUCUCUUCUUUGAGAAAAAUUGAUCUCUCAAAAAAUAGCUUGUCUGGAAAUCUGCCCCUAGGCAUUCACUGUGAUCUCCCUUCUCUUGAAGUGCUAUAUCUUCCAUGGAAUCAGCUUUCUGGCCAAUUUCCGCCUGCUUUGUGGGAGUGCACACAACUUCGAAUGUUGUCCCUGUCAGUCAAUAAUUUCACAGGCAGCAUAUCUAGGAGAGUUGGGAACCUUACUUUACUAAAAGAGUUACACCUUGGCUCUAACAAGUUGACAGGUGCAUUACCAGAAGAAAUUGGAAAUAUUAAUCUUGAGAUAUUAAGUAUUCUAGACACAAGCUUAACUGGCUCAAUUCCUUUCCAAAUCUUCAAUGCGUCAGCAACAAAAAUCAUUGACCUGUCUGACAAUCAGCUCUCAGGUUACCUUCCAUCUAGCCUUGGUCUCUGGCUUCCCAAUCUUGAAAAACUUUACCUAAGCCAAAAUAAGCUCAGUGGGAUUAUCCCAAGCUCUAUCGGCAAUGCCUCCAAGCUUACCAUCCUAGCCUUGACUACCAACUCAUUCACAGGCUCUAUACCAAGUACAGUUGGUAAUCUAAGACUUCUGCAGCGGCUCUUUGUUUCUGAAAAUAAUCUGACAAGAGAAUCUUCUACUCCGGAAUUAAGGUUUUUUACUUCUUUAGAAAAUUGUAGAAACUUGGAAGUGCUGGCAAUAUCACUAAAUCAAUUCAAUGGCAUCUUCCCUGCUUCAUUUGGCAAUCUCUCUACAUCAUUUCGCUUUCUAGAAGCUUUUGGUUGUAAAAUUAAGGGGAACAUUCCCAGUGGCAUUGGUAACUUGAGCAGCUUGGAGGGCAUAAGCUUAGAUAACAAUGAGUUGACAGGCAUUAUCCCGAGAACAAUUGGAAGGUUGCAAUACCUUGAACGCUUGUAUCUUGAACACAAUAAACUGGAAGGAUUCAUACCCAAUGAUCUUUGUUUGUUGAAUAAUUUGGGACACUUGUAUCUAAGCGGUAAUAACCUCUAUGGACAGAUACCCUCCUGCUUGGGUGAACUCAACUCCUUGAGAUCGCUUUAUUUAGAUUCGAACAAUCUAACUUCUGCAAUGCCUUCAACCUUGUGGAGCCUGAAAGAUCUUAUCGGUUUAAAUCUAUCCACAAAUUCUCUUAGUGGAUAUAUAUCAGCUGAUGUUGAACAUAUGAAGGUAAUAACACAAUUAGACUUGUCUUGGAAUCAGUUAUCAGGCAACAUUCCAAAUACCAUUGGGGGAGCCCAGACAUUACAAAAUCUCUCCUUGGCACAUAAUAACCUACAAGGACCUAUUCCUGAAUCACUGGGUAGAUUAAUCAACUUGGAAUAUUUGGAUCUCUCCAACAACAAUCUAUCAGGAAGCAUUCCUACCUCAUUGGAGGCACUCAGGUAUCUCCAGUAUUUAAACGUGUCCUUCAAUAGAUUGCAAGGAAAUAUUCCUACUGGAGGACUUUUUGCAAACUUCACAGCUCAAUCGUAUAUGAACAACUAUGGACUAUGCGGUGCACCUAGAUUGCAAGUCCCACCAUGCAAAACUAGAAGCCUUCAGCAACCAACAGUUGUGAAAGUACUGAAAUAUGUUUUACCUGUAGUUGCGUCUUUAGUACUUGUGGUUGUGGUGCUCAUGCUUGUUUCACUAAGAAAACGCAAAGUCAAAACACAAUCACGAAGUAGAGAAGAUUCAUGCUAUGCUGGAUGGCGAGCGGUCUCAUAUUUAGAACUCUUCCGGGCAACAAAUGGAUUCAGUGAAAGCAACCUGCUUGGCAUGGGAGGUUUUGGCCGUGUAUAUAAAGGAACACUAUCAGAUGGGAUGAAUGUUGCAAUCAAGGUUUUCAAUCUGCAGAUAGAAGGAGCAUUUAAGAGUUUCGAUGCUGAAUGUGAAGUAAUGUGCAACAUCCGCCAUAGAAAUCUCCUCAAGAUCAUUACCAGCUGCAGUAAUGUGGAUUUCAAAGCCUUGGUCUUGGAGUACAUGCCCAAUGGGAGUCUUGAAAAGUGGAUGUAUUCUGACACUUGUUUUUUGGAUCUCCAGCAGAGAUUAAACAUAGUGAUAGAUGUUGCAUCAGCACUCGAAUAUCUUCAUCAUGGCUAUUCAACGCAUAUUAUUCAUUGUGAUUUGAAGCCGAGCAACAUCCUGGUAGACGAAGAUAUGGUUGCACAUGUGGGUGACUUUGGUACAGGCAAACUUCUGGGCAAAGGAGAAUACAUGGCACAAACCAAGACCUUGGCCACCGUUGGAUACAUGGCACCAGAGUAUGGAACGGAAGGAGUAGUAUCCACAAGCGGUGAUGUCUACAGCUAUGGGGUAUUGUUGAUGGAAGUAUUCACAAGGAAGAAGCCCACAGAUGAAAUGUUUGCUGGAGAAAUGAGCCUCAAGUGUUGGGUGAAUCAGUCACUGAAUGGGGGCUCAGUGCUUGAAGCCAUGGAUGCCAGUUUGAUUGAACAAGAAGAUCCACAUUUGUCUGCAAAGGAGCUUUGUGUGUCAUCUGUCUUGCAAUUGGCCAUGGAUUGUGUGAAGGAUCUGCCCAAGGAGAGAAUCAACAUGAAGGAUGCUGCGACUACACUACACAAAAUCAGAAUUGCCUUCCUGUCAAAUGUUGAAGAGGGUGGCGCUUCUCCUAAGGAGUGGGACUGGUCUGAGACUUCAGGCAUUGGGCCUAAGGAACAUGUCAGCCUUCUUUCUAUCUAAUUUAACCUUGUAAGAGACAUUUAUGUAACAUAGGAACCAGGACGGAGUUGGGGGAGGCGGGAGGCUGAAAUUUUAAAAAUUUAAUGUAAUAAAAUUUGUAUGUAAUCAGAAAGUUGUACACUAAUGAUUGGUGUAAAUUCCCUAGAUUGAUUUUACUCACUAAGAAUUA